Trifolium pratense (red clover) is the source of this 904-nucleotide messenger RNA. Its product is annotated as deSI-like protein At4g17486. Gene Ontology annotation, biological process: protein deubiquitination. Gene Ontology annotation, molecular function: deubiquitinase activity. The record is from RefSeq and is a predicted model, not a curated record. The coding region runs from base 1 to 687 and encodes 228 amino acids. Lineage: Eukaryota; Viridiplantae; Streptophyta; Magnoliopsida; Fabales; Fabaceae. The transcript has 4 exons.
AUGGGGACGAAGAGCAACACCAAUUAUUCAAUCCAAUCUGAAAAGGACAAUGCAAAUAACAAAACCAACAACAACACCACCAAUGUUGUGUUGAAUGUUUAUGAUCUCACACCUCUCAAUAAUUACUUUUAUUGGUUUGGAUUUGGAAUCUUUCACUCCGGCAUUCAAGUACAUGGUAAGGAAUAUGGAUUUGGAGCUCAUGACUUCCCAUCCAGUGGAGUAUUUGAAGUGGAGCCAAGGAAGUGCCCUGGAUUUGUAUACAGAACUUCUGUCAAUUUGGGUGAAGUAAACAUGCAUCCUUCCGAGUUUCGGACAUUUAUUGAAAACAUGGCUAGUGAGUAUCAUGGAGAUACCUAUCACCUUAUAUCUAAGAACUGCAAUCAUUUCACCGAUGAUGUCUCAUGUAGAUUGACCGGAAAACGGGUCCCAGGUUGGGUGAAUCGACUUGCUAGAUUAGGUUCCUUAUGCAGCUGUCUACUUCCUGAUAGUAUUCAAGUAACUACUGUUAAACAGCUACCUGAAUACCAUUCAGAAGAUGAAGUUACCGAUUCACUUUCAACUGCAACGCCUUGUGAAUCAAUGGAAUUAGAUGAUGACCAAGCAAAAUCGCUUUUGUCGCCUCUUGCUAGCACAGAAGAUGUUUCUUUUGUUAAAGAGACUCCAAUAAAAUGUUUGCAUAGUGUUUGAGCCUUUGAGGUUAGAAAACACUUGGGACAAUAGAGCUACUGUCUUCCCUUGAGUACUUGUCCACUUGAUUUAGAGAAAUUCUUCUUGCGCAGAAUUUCUCAAUGUUUGGUGGCUUUCUGCUCAACCUUUGUUAUUAAAGGGUUUUUGUGUGCUAGAGUCUAGUUAUGCAUUGAUGUUUGUGUAUUAAUUAAUAAUUGUACAUGAGACUUAGAUAGUA